This is a messenger RNA of Callorhinchus milii (elephant shark), 843 nucleotides long. RefSeq names its product basic proline-rich protein-like. Bases 1 to 843 code for a protein of 280 amino acids. The record is from RefSeq and is a predicted model, not a curated record. Lineage: Eukaryota; Metazoa; Chordata; Chondrichthyes; Chimaeriformes; Callorhinchidae. The transcript has a single exon.
AUGUGUGACCUGUUAUCGCUUCGCGCCGCAGGGGGGCGCUGUGGCUCAGACAGUCUCUGCUCUGCGGCGCCCCCGGUGGCAGGGCGGGGGAAGUGUCGCUCAGCCUGUGUUUGCGCGCAGGCAGCGCCGCAGACAGCCCGGGGCCGCGAGCGGGUGGGGGGGUCCUCACAGUCUGACGGUUUGAACGGCUCGCGGCUGCCGACAGCGCGUGAGGGACAGUCCCGAGUCUCCAACUGCCACCGCCCUCACCCACCGCCACCGGCCCCUCCGCCCCGGCACCGGCCGCCCCGGCACCGGCCCCUCCGCCCCGGCACAGCCCCGCCACCGGCCCCACCCCGGCCCCACCGCCCCGGCACAGCCCCGCCACCGGCCCCUCCGCCCCGGCACCGGCCCCGCCACCGGCCCCUCCGCCCCGGCACCGGCCCCGCCACCGGCCCCACCGCCCCGGCACAGCCCCGCCACCGCCACCGGCCCCUCCGCCCCGGCACCGGCCUCACCACCGGCACCGGCCCCACCACCGGCCCCACCGCCCCGGCACCGGCCCCACCCCGGCGCCACCGGCCCGGCACAGCCCCGCCACCGGCCCCUCCGCCCCGCCACCGCCAACACCCAACCCCGGCUCCAACCGCCAACUCCGCGGCCUCACAGCCUCCGCCAACACCGGCCUCCAGCAACCAGAGCCGCCGCCGUCAGACGACCCCGGCCCGGCAGCGAGUCCCGCCAGAGCCGCGGCCGCCGCCGCCACAGCCCCGGGUCCCGCCAGAGCCCCGGGUCCCGCCAGAGCCCCGGGUCCCGCCAGAGCAUGUUGAUCAGGUGGAGGUGGGUAACCGGGUUACGGGGUAA